UAAAAACAGUUUAUUUGUUUUGGAUUGUGAUAUUUUUAAUUAUAAAAACUAAUUAAAAACAAUAAAGCUCUUUUUUCUUUUUCUUUUUAUCGUGCUUGCUGUUUUGUUUUUUCUUUGUUAAUUAAGCUCAUCAUUUAUUUUAUUCAUUUGCUUUUAUUAUUAAUUAAUUUUAUUAUUUCAUAUUUUUUCUUCAUUUUUUCCUUCUAAUUAACUAUUUAAUGAUAUAUUUUUUCUUCAAUAUUUAAAAAGGUCUAAUUAAAUUGGUGAUGAAGGUGCAUCAGGCUUAGGUUCAGCUUUAGCAAAAUGCAUUAAUCUCUCAAAUUUGACACUUUACCUUCUUCGAAAUUAAAUUGGUGAUGAAGGUGCAUCAGGCUUAGGUUCAGCUUUAGCAAAAUGCAUUAAUCUCUCAAAUUUGACACUUAACCUUUGGUCUAAUUAAAUUGGUGAUGAAGGUGCAUCAGGCUUAGGUUCAGCUUUAGCAAAAUGCAUUAAUCUCUCAAAUUUGACACUUGACCUUUAUAACAAUUAAAUUGAUGACUAAGGUGUAUCAGUCUUACGUUCUGCUCUAGCAAAUUGCACUAAUCUCUCAAAUUUGAUUCUUGAUCUUAAUAAGAAUUAAAUUAAUUCAGCAGAUGCAUCAGGCUUAGGUUCUGCUUUAACAUAUUGCACUAAUCUCUCAAAUUUAACACUUGAUCUUUAUUACAAUUAAAUUGGUGAUGAAGGUGCAUUAGGAUUAGGUACUGCUUUAGCAAAUUGCGCGAAUCUCUCAAACUUGGCACUUAAUCUUACAGAGAAUUCAAUUGGCGAUUAAGGUGUAUCAGGCUUAGGUUCUGCUUUAGCAAAUUGCUCUAAUCUCUCAAAUUUGACACUUGAGCUUAGAUUUAAUUCCAUUGGUGAUGAAGGAGCAUCACGCUUAGGUUUUGCAUUAGCAAAGUGCACUAGUCUCUCAAAUUUGACACUUUAUCUUUAGUUCAAUUAAAUUGGUGAUUAAGGUGCAUCAAAAUUAGGUUCUGCUUUAGCAAACUGCACGAAUCUCUUAAAUUUUAGACUUGAUCUUUAGUAAAAACAGUUUAUUGGUUUUGGAUUGUGA
This is a messenger RNA of Tetrahymena thermophila SB210, 1090 nucleotides long. RefSeq lists its product as hypothetical. The record is from RefSeq and is a predicted model, not a curated record. Gene Ontology annotation, molecular function: protein binding. The transcript has 9 exons. Lineage: Eukaryota; Ciliophora; Oligohymenophorea; Hymenostomatida; Tetrahymenidae. The annotation marks the transcript as partial. Gene Ontology annotation, biological process: positive regulation of MHC class I biosynthetic process; positive regulation of transcription by RNA polymerase II; positive regulation of MHC class II biosynthetic process.